This is a messenger RNA of Uloborus diversus, 2332 nucleotides long. Its product is annotated as aspartyl/asparaginyl beta-hydroxylase-like. Gene Ontology annotation, biological process: peptidyl-aspartic acid hydroxylation. Gene Ontology annotation, molecular function: protein binding; peptidyl-aspartic acid 3-dioxygenase activity. NCBI's taxonomy places the organism in Eukaryota, Metazoa, Arthropoda, Arachnida, Araneae, Uloboridae. The coding region runs from base 29 to 2326 and encodes 765 amino acids. The record is from RefSeq and is a predicted model, not a curated record. Gene Ontology annotation, cellular component: endoplasmic reticulum. The transcript is spliced from 14 exons.
UUUGAUAGACUUUAAAUUUUUCAACAAGAUGAGUGAUAAAGAACCAAGACGGCGGAAAAAGAGGAAAGAUAAUCAGAGAAAAGUUCAUUUUUCAGAUGACAUUCGUACGGAGGACUCCACCUUCACGUCUGGCAAGCCAGAGACCAGAGAUUCCGACCAAGAGGCUGAAGAAGAAAUCGUUGCUCACAUUCACCAACCGCCCAGCUCUUUUGCAAAAAUUACUUUUAUGUUGAUCUUUUCCGGUCUAGUCAUUUCCAUGAGCUUAGUUUUCAUUUCCUUGCAAGGAGCAGAUAGAGGGUCUGUGGACCUAUUUGAUAGUGGGCAUGUGGAAGAACAUGAAGAAAUUUUGCAUGAACUCCAUGAAGAAGAAGAGAGCUCAACAGAAACUUUAGAAGAGAAUCUCGCUGAUCUUUUACCGGACCUUAGCAAUAUAUUCUCAUUGAAUACUGAACAAAUAGAGGAAACUCGAAGGGAUGACAGCAACAUUCAGGCAGAACUAGAAACUGAGACUCCAUUAAGCACUGAAAGCAACACAAAAGUACUCAAUGAAGAUACCAGCAGAAGGUUUGAUGAAGAAAUCUUGGAAGAAUACAUUGAGAGAACAGAAGCUUCAGAGCCUGAAAAUACUCAUUUUGAAGCCUUUUCUCAGGAGGAAUAUUACACUGAAUCAUCUGAUGACUUUUCAGUUCCUGACAUUGAAGAUUCAUUUACCACAUCUAGUCAAAGAGUAGAGCAGGCAUCAACCAUAACACCCCCAGAGGAAGAACUGGUGGAAUCUUUUGUAGAGCUCUCGUUCACCACAGAGUCAACUAGCGAAGAGUUGUUCACGGAAGCUUCUAUUGAGCAACCUUUCACCACUACCGCUGAAUCAUCCUAUGAAGAAGUAUUCACGGAAGCUUCUGUUGAGCAACCUUUCACCACUAACUCUGAGUCAUCCAAUGAAGAAGUAUUCACUGAAAGUACAGAACAGUUUGCCCAAAGUGAUUUUGACGAUGCUCCUGCCGAUCGUCAAGACGAAUCUGCAUUUUCAUAUGAAAAAUUUGAUGUUACGAAUGAAGAGGAUUUCCUCAUUAGGGACACUUUAGAUGAUAUUGAUAAAUAUGUAGAGAAAUCUCCAGAAAACGCCCUGAAGAAGUGUGAAGACCUCCUGCGUCUUCAUCCCAAAAGUCCUCGUCUGUACUACGCCAGAGCUCGUGCUCUUGACAAGUUUGCUGAAAUGCAACGCAGCAAUAAACAUCUGGAGGAAGCCAUCAGUGCCUAUCAGAAAGUUCUGUCUCUGGAAAAUGUUCCCGAAAAGCUAUAUUUGUUGGCUGGAAGAAAAGCUGCAGAGAGGUUACGCUUCAGAGGUUUCAUGGGAAAAUCUCUGAGGCAACUGAUUGAGAUGUCAGAUAAAUUUCCUCUGAAUGUUGAAUUGAGAAACCAAAUUGCUGUUGGCUAUUUAUUGAUAGGUCAAAACAAGGAAGCAAAGAAAACAUUGUUGGAAGUUUUGAAGUUGAAUCCAAAUUCUGGCUUUGCGAAAGUGCACUUGGGUUUUAUCUUGAAAACAGAUGAAAAUAAUUAUUCUGAAGCCAUUCAUUUGCUGCAAGAAGGCAUCGAUAGCAAUGAAGAAGGAGUUACAGAUGGGAGAUUUUAUUUUCAUCUUGGAGAUGCUUUGCAACGCUCUGGUAAACCAGAAGAGGCUUUUCAAGUAUAUGAAAGAGGUGUGAAGAAAGGUUUAUUUUUGUCUGCUUAUCAAAGGUCACUCUACAAUGUUAAUUCUCUGACUGGAAAGCCAUGGUGGAAUCCAUACAUGACACCUUAUGCUCCACAUUUUAAGAUUCUAGAAAAAAAUUGGUUAGACAUAAAAGCUGAAGCUUUGGCUCUGAUUGAUGCCAAACACUCUGGCUUCUUACCUGAGACAGAAGGACUGCAGGACAAAGGAGACUGGAAGCAGUUUGAACUGUUUGCUAGAGGUCAAAAAAUUGAAAAGAACUGUGCUAGAGCUCCCAAAACAUGCUCUUUGAUAGCCCAAAUGUCUGAUGCAGCAACUUGUAAGAGGGGGCAGGCUAAGUUUUCGAUCAUGCAUCCGGGCACUCAUGUUUGGGCUCAUACCGGGCCAACCAAUUGCCGCUUGAGAUCUCACUUGGGCCUUGUAAUUCCAGAUGGCCCAGUUAUUCGAGUAGCCAAUGAAACUAGGAAAUGGGAAGAAGGAAAAGUUCUUCUUUUUGAUGAUUCCUUUGAACAUGAAGUUUGGCACAAUGGCAGCUCAUAUCGCUUGGUCUUGAUUGUAGACUUCUGGCAUCCAGAGUUAAAACCCCACCAAAAGAGAACUCUUUCCCCUAUUUAGGCCAAA